Messenger RNA from Protopolystoma xenopodis, 264 nucleotides. Lineage: Eukaryota; Metazoa; Platyhelminthes; Monogenea; Polystomatidea; Polystomatidae. The record is from the annotation of a GenBank genome assembly.
AUGCAAUAUGCUCUGACUGAUGUCAAACGAAAGGCUGUGGCUAUCGCCUCUACUUUUGGUCAAGAACUCGUUGAGCUGCGCAGUAUAACUGAAAAUGAAUCGGUUAAUUAUAAAGAUUUUACUCUUGAAUGCACAGAUGACUUGAGCAAUCUUUCUAAAUUCAUGGAACACUUAUCUCCCAAUUGGCUAAAUCUUAUGUACAAAACCAAAUUGGCCAUCCAAAUAAAGAUAGAAGCCAUUUGUGACUUUAAGUCAAGCCAUUAG